Molecule: messenger RNA, 1455 nt
Organism: Monoraphidium neglectum
Lineage: Eukaryota; Viridiplantae; Chlorophyta; Chlorophyceae; Sphaeropleales; Selenastraceae
Product: putative Structural maintenance of chromosomes protein 6
Exons: 4
Coding region: 1-1455 (484 amino acids)
Biological process (GO): double-strand break repair via homologous recombination
Cellular component (GO): site of double-strand break; Smc5-Smc6 complex; nucleus
Molecular function (GO): damaged DNA binding; single-stranded DNA binding; ATP hydrolysis activity
Source: RefSeq, a predicted model, not a curated record
AUGGCAGAGGCCCCCGCAUCCCUUCGCGAAGCUAGGGCCCUAUACCAAGGACGGGCGACCCGCAAAGAGUUCGUGAGCGAGGACCGGGCGCGCAAGCUUCGCUUUUACGCUGGGGCAGUGACGAGCGUCAGGCGCGACAAGAAGGGCAUAUGGUAUCUUGUCAGGUACGAGGACAGCGACUCGGAGGAACUCUUGUGGCACGAGCUGGUGGGGACGCUGGUGGACAAGUCAGCAGCCGAGGAAGCUGCUUGGCAGCACCUCGCCGGCAGGGUGGGCGGCGGCGCGCAGGCCGCCUCACCGGCGGAGCCAGCCAUGCGCGUCAAGCGGGAGCGCGAGCAGGCGCAGGAGGCUGGGGAGGAGGAGGAGGGGGAGGACAGGACCAACGGCAGCGGGCAGGACCAGGCCGAGCGCCGUGGGGCCGGCGGUCGUGGCGCGAGCAAGCAGGCGCGCCGUGGGCCAGGUGCGGCUGAGCAGGGAGUUUCGCCGCGGUCGGCGCCCCGCGAGGAGCAGCAGCGGGGGCAGCAGCAGGAGCAGCAGCAGCAGCAGCAGCAGCAGCAGCGGUCGCGGCGGCGGUCGGCCCGCGGCAAGGGGGAGCAGCAUCAGGAGGAGGAGGAGGGCAGCGGUGGCGGCGGUGGCGGCAACCCAAUGGAAGAAGACAGCGGAGGCAGCGAUGGCGCCGCCGCCCCGCCGCCGGGCCGCCACGGGGCGGUACGGCCGCCCCCACAGCCGCGCCGCGGUAGCGGGGCGGCGGCAGCCAAGAGGCGGCGGUCAGAAGAGCAAGCUUCGGAGCAGCAGCAGGAAGAGGAGGAGGAGGAACUGGACGCGUCGGGCGGCCCCGGCAGCGACGCUGACGAGGACGAGCGCAUCGAGCAAGCCGUGCGCGCCCGCAACGCCGGCGGCGCGGCGCGCGCGGGCGCGGUGCGGGGCAAGGGGCUGGCGGGGCACGUCAAGAGCGUGAAAGUCCAGAACUUCAUGUGCCACGAGAACUUUGCGAUGGAGUUCGGCUCCCACGUCAACUUCAUCAGCGGCACCAACGGCAGCGGCAAGUCCGCGAUCCUGCAGGCCCUGCAGAUCUGCCUCGGCGCGACGGCGCGCGAGACGGGGCGCGGCAGGAGCGUGCGGGAGCUCAUCCGCAGCGGCGCCAGCGAGGCCAAGCUGGCGGUCACCCUCUGGAACACGGGCGACGACCGGUUCAGGCCCGCAGCUCCGUACCCCAAGGAGCUCGGCGACUGGGUGACGAUAGAGCGCGUCAUUAAGGCGACGGAGGGCGGCGGCGGCGGCGGCGGCGCCGGCGCCGGCGUCAACACGACGUGGAGGGUGACGGGCGAGAGGUGCGGGCGCGUGGCGGGCGCGAGCAGGAAGGCGCUGGUCGACCCGCUGCUGGACCACCUGAACGUCGCCGCGGAGAACCCGCUCUGCGUGAUGACGCAGGUGCGCCCCCUGUUUGAGGUCUAG